Pocillopora verrucosa is the source of this 1607-nucleotide messenger RNA. Lineage: Eukaryota; Metazoa; Cnidaria; Anthozoa; Scleractinia; Pocilloporidae. The record is from RefSeq and is a predicted model, not a curated record.
AUGAAGCUGUUGGGUUCACAUCAGAAUAUCGUGUCUUUGGUCGGAUGCUGCACACUGCAGGACACCAAUUUUCUGGUGAUAGAGUAUGUUCCGUAUGGUGAUCUCUUACAAUGGUUACGGCAAAAGAGGCGAUCGGUAAAUAAAAAUCAAGCCCUCAGAGGAAAGGAGGCGGAAAAGUUUUAUGAAGAUAGAGACACUCCGAUUGAUGAGUUGAAAAGAUGCAAACCUAGUCGAAAAAGUUGUGACAGUGCUGUUAAUCAGGAAAAUAUAGAAUUGAUGUCAAUGCCAUCCAGUCCAGGUUACUAUAACCACGCUGCUGUCAUUUCGCUGUCUACGGUGAAUCUUCAUGAGAGUAACCUUGAUGGCGUAAAUGAUAAUGAUGACGUCGGUGUUGAUGGUUUCUCUGCUCAACAGCUGUUUUCAUUUGCUUGGCAAGUAGCAAGAGGAAUGAAUCACCUUGCCGAAAAUGAUUUCGUUCAUCGUGACCUUGCAGCUCGGAACAUCCUUGUUGGUCAAGACGGACGAGUGAAGGUGUCAGACUUUGGUUUGAUGCGCCAAGUGUACGAAGACGUGUACAGCAUAAAAAAAGCUAAAAAGCUGCCAGUUAAAUGGAUGGCACCAGAGAGCAUCUUCGAGGGUGUUUUCACUAUCAAGAGUGACGUUUGGUCUUAUGGAAUUUUUCUCUGGGAAAUGGCUACCAUGGGUGGUGUUCCAUACCCUACGUUUACCAAUACAGAGCUCUGUAAACUUCUAAAGAAUGGAUAUCGCAUGGAAAAACCUGAUAUGUGCUGCCAUGAAGUAUAUGAAAUGAUGACGUCAUGCUGGGAGAACGAUCCUACAACUCGCCCCAGUUUCUCGGAGUUGAUUGACCGACUGGAGGCUAUUAUGACGAGGGAUGUAACAUACUGCGAUAUGUCAAACUGCGAUGAAUCGAGUCCAUACUAUAACAUACAGGACAUGGUUGACGAAGAAAGCGGAUGAGAUGUAUAAACAAGGGUUGUCGCCCAGUCAUCACCGCCUGGUAGACAACACUACCUCCGAGUUUCUUAUGUUAUGGAUAAUAGCUGUAAAGAUAAGUUUCUCGAAAUUUCUAGAAUGCCUAGUCAUGCUGACAUGCUUACCUUGGAUGUAAUACUAACGCAGUUGUUGUAUUGUAAGCUUCCGAAAUGUUCUAGAAUACUUUGUAAAUGUAAAUAAGGAUUCAGCUGUGUGGUGGUAGUUAGUUGCUGUUGUCAGGAGUGACCUACUUGGGAAGCUAUACUGAAGGAGAGCUACUGCGGAAGAUUGUUCAUUUCGGAGUUUUGGAGACGUACGGCUGUGAGAUUGUGUCAGUGGUAAGCUAAGAUAUAGACUGUAGUGAGCUCAAGUAAGUAUAUUGAGGAUAAUUUCUGUACUUCCUUCAGGAGUCGCUCCAUAUUAAGAAUGUUCCUCAUUGUUUGAUAAAGUAGUUGAGUUUGUAGUUUGUUUCUGUUGGUUUGAUUAUACCGUAACACUUAUCAUUGUUAAAACAUGCUUAACUUGCUUAAAACAUAUAAUUCUAUAAACGGUUUUAUCUAUAUUGAUGUUUAAGACAUUCAAAGCUGCAAGGCAAAGCUAAGGGAUAGGGA